CGGGCCCGCGGGUGUGGGCGCGCGUGGGAGCGGCCCUGUGAGACCGGCGUGCGCAGCCACGUUGCGGACGGCUCCUUUGGUCUCCUUUAACUUUCUCUUGUUCUUGUCGCGGUGGCCGGGCUCCCGGGCCUGAUUCCGGGUCCCCUCACGACGCCGGCCUCGCGGAGGCCUGAGGGAGGUUUGGGGGCCGAGGCUCGCGGCCGAGCGGAGGUGGGCGGUGCGGAUUGCCGGGCAGCUGGGUGGUCGGCUCCGUGGGGCUUUGGUCCGGAGAAGGGGGCACCCCCGCCCCAAGAAGGGGGGACCCAGCCGCGUCGGACGCCGCGCGCCCUGCUCGCUGUCCCGGUCCGCGCCUGCGACACCGGGCGCUGGGUCUGGGGAGAGCAGCUCAGCUGAGGGGUUCAUCUGCGAUGUUUCAGAAACUUUAGCAACGGAGGGCGCUUAAACUAUCACUUCCUUUGGUUUUUGCAAACUGCAGUCUACCCAGUUUUUUAAAAAAUAAAUCUUUAUUUUUACGUUGUUAGUUUAGUACAGUACGUAUUUGCAGCACAGAAUGACUAUAUUCAUCAUAGGGACCAAGUAGAUUUUAGAUUUGACUUCCACCUCUCCAUUUUCUUCUUUUCUCUGCUAUGGUUUCUUAAAAGUACAGAAAGGUACUUUCUGUAUAGUAUAUUACACCCUGUAACAUCUGGAUAAAGUAGACGUAAGAUGCCAAGCCGUUGACUCUUUUAGAAUACUUAUAAUAAGCCACGGGUUGAUUUUGUAAUUAAAAUAUUCUGAUUCACACUGCAGGUAGGCAACUCUCAAUAGGCUUCUCAAUAAUGUAAAGAAAAAGCCUAGAAAAUAUCGAUAAUUAAGAAAAUGGUAUUUACCGGUUUAAUAUUUUGUGUGUAAGAUUUUGGUUCUUUUUCUAGAAAUGUUAACACUUACUUGCCUUUGAGAGCUCAGACUUGAAAGGAUUUGCUUUUUAUCAUCGCUUGUGUUUUUGUAGUUUUUGCUAACGACCGUGAAUUCGCUUUAUAGCAGGGGAGAAAGCGUAAUAAAAUUUUUUUUAACCUUCCAAGAAAAAAUGUUUUUAAAAUGUCUUAAAAUUUACUUGCUUCGCUUGAAUUAUAAUUGUGCAUUUAUAAACAAAACUAAUAAAUUGAGGGAUUAAUUCAGGUUGAAAGAAAAUCAGUUUGAGAUUCUUAUACGACAUCUGGCAGAGCUAUCUAGUUCCCAGAUUAUUGCUUUAAGGUUUUUUUCUGAAGUCAGGUUCAGAGUUAUGGACGUUGGAGACAGCAGUGGAUUUGUGGUAGUUAGUGCUGCAAGAGUGUAAAAACUCAUUCAAAGAAAUGUAGAAUAAGAAGAGGAAGAUCAAAUAUGGGAAAAUAAUGUUUAUAUGGUGUGUAAAGACUGUCAAGGACUGAGGAGGAGCAUUCAGGAAAGAGGGAGGCUAAGAGAGAGGGAGGCCCUAGAACUCUGGAGAGGACAGAAGUCUGUCCAGGAAUCACAUGAGUCAGAAGGGUUGGGAGGUUAGGAACUGAUCAAGUUGGCUUUGGUAAUUAGGAGACAAGCAUUGACCUCAGCAAACUUAAGUGGAAUGGUAAAGAUAGAAAGCAAUGAUUUUAAUAAUAGAGGAUAAAGAAGUAAAGAUAGUGAGUGGAAAAUCUGUAUUUUGAGAAGCAAAGAAUAGGAAAAACAACAGCAUGGUUAUUAGGAGUCAGAUGGAAAAGAAUACAGAUUGUAGAAUAGCUGUAUGUUAAAGUGUAUCAUUAUUCCUCUCCUAUAGCAUUAUUACUGUCUUAUAGUUAACUAGCAGGCACCAAGAAGCAACUGAAUAUAUUGCUUUAUAAAUAAAAGUAUACCAUAUGGCUCUUUUACACAUUAUAUUUGUUAUGUUCUUCCACACUGAUGUGGAAAUUUUUAUUGCUACGAAUCAUUCUGUGACUCUUACCACACUUUAUCAUCUUGUUAAUGGAUAUUUAAGGUAUUUUCAAGCUUUUUAAAAAUGUUUACAUUUUGCAAUUAAAAGCUAUUUUGUUAUGAUCAUGCCAGUCCAUGUUUCUUUAUAUCUAUGUCCAAGAAUUUCCUAGUACUUUAAAUCUAGGAACAGAAUUGUGGGUCUUCAGUUUUGUUAGGUAACACUGAAUUGUUUUAUAAAGUGGUUAUACCAGUUUAUACCUUUACAAGCAGUAAGUAUUCAUUCUGUUCUUUUCUUGUCGACAUAUGAGACAUUUGUAUGUGUGUUACCAAAUUUUUGAUUUUUGAUAAAUGGAAUGGUAGCCUGACAAUUUAAUUUGGAUUUCUUUAAUUAUUGAUGAUGUGAAACCUUUCAUAGUUCCUGUUCUGAAGGAUGCCUGUUUAAAUCUUUUUACCUAUUUUUUAUUUAUUUUUGUCUUUAAAAAUUAAUUUCUGGAAGUUCCUUAUAUACUCCAGAAAUGAAUCCCUUGUAAGUUAUGCAUGUGGCGAAUAUCUUUUCAGUAGUCAGCCUGUCUUUUACUUUCUUUAUAGUGUCAUAAAGAAUACAUCCUAUUCUAUAAUGUAACUAUGUCAACUUUUUUAUGACUUGUACUUUGUUUUUCUUCUUUUUUAAUAUUUAUUUUUUAUUAGUACAUGUUUGCAGUAGAUAAUCAUUAUAUCUAUCAUGCAUGACUUGUACUUUUGGCAUCUUGUUAGCAAAUCUUUCUUUGCCCUGAGAUCACAGAAGUAUAAGCUGAUAUUUUCGGUUAAAAGCUUUAAAAUGGUAAAAAAAAAAAAAAGUUUUAAACUGUUGUUUUCCUUAGGGAUAUAUAGGAACUACCUGUAGUUUUUCAACUUUGCUAUGAGCCUAACACUACUCAAAUAAGCAUCUGUUAAAAUGAUAUCUUUCAUAUUUGUGUCCUUAAUCCAUACAGAAUUGGUUUUUAUGUCUUGUGAAGUAGGAAUUCAGUUUCUUUCUUUUUCUAUGUGAGUAAUAAGUUUUUCCCAACAUUUAUUGAAUAUUUUGGGUUUUUUUCCUGUCUUUAUUUAUAUGUAUCAUAUGUCUUUAUCCUAUAGACUUACUUGUUUUAGUUGUAUAAUGAACCUGAUACCCACUUAUGCAUCUUUUAAAACUAAACUUCUUAGCUGGUCAUGGUGGUGUAUGUGUGUAAUCCCAACACACAGGCAGCUGAGGCAGGAAGAUCAUUGUGAAUUCAAGACUAGCCUGAACUACAUAACAAUACCCUGUCUCAAAAAAAGAAAACUCAAACAAACAAAAAUCUAGAUUUCUCAGAUUGAGAUUAAUUUUUUAAUUUACAUGUUUGCAGUACAUAAUAAUUACAUUCAUUAUGGGGAAUUGGUACAUGUAUAUAACAUAGCUCAAUUUGGUUUUUUUCCCCUUCCUUUCCACCUUCCCACCACCUUUUUAAAGUCUUUUCUUGGCCAACAUCAAAUUCAUUUAUUGCUUUGUUUUAUCCUGUUUUGAUUGGUUUUAUUCUAUUUUGUUUUAUUCAGUUUUACUAUGUCUGAGGAAAUGGACAACUAUUGUGAAGAUAACAGGAUAUAUUAUGGUAGCCAUGUUGAUGACCUAUUGUCCUGUUUUGAAAUUAUGUUCCACUGUUAGUGCUUUGUUUUGAUUAGCUUUAUUCUGUUUUGUAUUGUUGGGUUUUAGUCUCCUUAAAAUUUAAAAAUACACAGAAACACUAAAUCUACUGGAAAAGAAGGUAGGUGGAAAUCUUGAAGAAGGAGAGGUAGGCAGAGAGUUUAUGAACAAAAACAAACUGCACAGCAAGUACUUCACAGAAUCAAUAACUGGGAUCUCACAGUAUCUAUAAAAAAUUACCAACAAUGUGAAAAGACAACCCACAGAGUGGGAAAAAACUUUAUCCAACUGUUCCUCAGACAAAGGUCUUCUAUCUGGAACAGAUAAAGAAUUUUAAAAACUCAGACCACCCCCCAUUCAAAGACUCAAUCCAAAAAUGGGCAUGUGAGAUGAAUACACACUUCUCAGAUAAAUAAAUACAAACAGCAAAUAAAUAUAUGAGAAAAUGUUCAACAUCAUUGGUCAUUUGAGAAAUGCAAAGUAAAACAACACUUAGAUUCCAUCUUACCCCAGAAUGAAUGGCAACCAUCAAGAAAUCAAUCAGUAACAAAUGCUGGAGGGGCUGGAGGGGAAAAAAAACCCUUCUCCACUGUUGGUGGGAGUGCAGACCAAUAUAACCACUGUGGAAAUCAGUGAGGAGAGUCCUCAAAAAAGUAGAAUUAGAGGUUCCAUUCCACCCAGCUAUUCCCCUUAGGAGUAUUUUCCUAGAAUAAUUAAAACAUACCACACUGAUAUAUGUGCACUCUUGUUUAUAGCAGCACAAUUUGUAAUAGUAAAAUGUUGCAAACAAAUGCCCACCAACUGAGGAAUUAAUUUAAAAGAUGUGGUAUUUUUAUACAAUGGAGUACUACUCAGCUGUAAAUAAGGAUAAAUUUGAGAUAUUUAUAGGGAAAUGGAAGCAACUUGAGACCAUACUCAUAAGUAAAAUAAACUCCCAAACAUCGUGUUGUCUCCCUAGUGUAAGAAGCUGGAAAAGUAAAUAAGAUCCAGAUGUACAAUAGAACUAUCAACCUGUCUUUAGUUUUCAUAAAUCUAAUUUAUGAGAGAUAAUUUUAAUUUGAAAAGUAAAUGUCAGAUUUUCAUUUUUUGAGUAAAGAAGCACUGGAGCAACAUUUUUACUGAAAAAAAAAGCCAAAAAAUAAUCAAUUAUAGAUAUUUUAAAAAUAAUUCCAUGCCAAAAUUUAAGAGAAGUCUGAAAAUAUGACAGAGUAAAGAAGCUCUUAAGUCCUGUUUGCUUUGAGGAUAUUUACCAAACUGAGGAAACUUAGUGGAGUUGAAUAGGAGUUGUGCUUGCUUUCUGUGCUCUCAGGAUAGUUGGAAGUCAGCCCAGGGCUCAUUCAAGGGAAGCUAACAAGAGGCGUUCUGCCCCUAAUUCUGGAAUCUCAAAGGGCUAUUUAGUCAUGAAAAGGGUGAAAACUCACUUUACCUUUAAACAACUUGAAGGAAAAUAAAAUGGGGUGACGCUGUCCUUGGAAGGUUGUGACUACUAAAUAGAUCAUAGGAGAAAAGUUCCCAUUACCUUGGUAGUCUGAAAACAAUUUCAAGAUGUGAUUCUUAAAAAUGAUUUUUUGUGUAGUUUAUCUUUUAAAAAGAUGGUUUCUUGUUUUUUAGAUUGUUUGUUUGUUUGUUUGUUUGUUUUUGGUGCUAAGGACCGAAUCCAGAGCUUCCAGCUUGCUAGACAAGUGGUCUAUCACUGAGCUAAAUCCCAGUCCCUAAGAUGGUUUCUUUUGCAGUGUCACAGUUAUAGGACUGUAUGAAGAGGCCAUAUAUCUCCUGUAAUCAUACCUUUUAUAAAAUGAUUUUUAAAGGUAUAAUUCAACAUGAAAUUCACUACUUUAAAUUGUAGAAUUCAGUGGUUUUUCAUAUAUUCAUGGCAUCAUACAAUCAUCGUUACUAAUUCAAGAACAAUCUUGCCCCACCACCACCAAAAGAAACCUUCCAGAUACAGUUUUAAUGCUUGAAGUGAUCCAUGUAUCUUUUAACCAGUGAGAAUCUCUUGAAGUUAACUCUUGAGUCCUGCUGCAUCUUUUAAAGAUUACUACUUAAGUGUUUAUGGAUGAAAUUACAAGAAUGGAAUUUAUUUUUAAAAAAACUAAAAGACAGGGUUGAUAAUAAAAAUUAAAAGUUUGUAUCUUUUAUUGAGUAUUCGAAGUUGAAUGUAAUGGCAGCAGAAUUUAUAAAGAGUUGCUGUAGAGGAUGUUUUUAUGGUCAAGCAGAAAAGCAAGAGUUAUCUAUGGAAAGAGACUUUAAAACUACAGUUACCCAAAAUACAACUGUAUCUAUACCUCCAUUGACUUCUGUUUCUGUCAAGUCUCAGAUUGGCUGUAGUGAGGAUUAUUUGCUUUCCAAAUUACCAUCUGAUGGGAAACAAGUGCCAUUUGUGGUACCCAAGUUUAGGUUGUCUUAUAUUCAGCCCAAAACACAAGGAACACCUUCACAUCUGGAAGAACUUGAAGGCUCUGCCCGGGCAUCUUUUGGAGAUCGAAAAGCAGAACUUUCCGGUCUAUCCCAGCAUGGACCCAGCUAUGAUGUGUAUAACCCAUUCUACAUGUAUCAACACUUUUCACCUGAUUUGAGUCGGAAACGGUUUCCUCAUUCAGAAGCAACAAGACUGUAUGGAUCAGUUUGUGAUUUAAGGACCAGCAAACUACCUGGUUCCCCUGGACUGAGCAAGUCUAUGUUUGAUCUUACGAGUUCAUCUCAGCGAUUCAUCCAGAGACAUGAUUCAUGGUCCAGUGUACCCAGCAGUUCUUCUUCAAGAAAAAAUUCUCAGGGGAGUAACAGAAGCCUAGAUACAAUUACUCUAUCAGGAGAUGAAAGAGAUUAUGGGAGACUGAAUGUGAAAUUGUUUUAUAAUUCUUCAGUGGAGCAGAUCUGGAUCACAAUUUUACAGUGCAGAGAUUUAAGUUGGCCUUCUAGUUAUGGAGACACACCCACUGUUUAUAUAAAAGGAAUACUAACAUUACCCAAACCAGUACAUUUCAAAUCUUCAGCCAAGGAAGGUUCCAGUGCUAUUGAUUUUAUGGAAACUUUUGUAUUUGCUAUUAAACUACAACAUCUACAAACUGUGAGGCUUGUAUUUAAGAUUCAAACCCAGACUCCCAAGAAGAAAACUAUUGGAGAGUGCUCUCUGUCACUCAGAACACUUAGCACACAAGAAAUGGAUUACUCUUUGGAUAUAAUACCACCUUCAAAAAUUUCUGUUUGCCAUGCAGAACUUGAACUGGGGACUUGUUUUCAAGCAGUAAAUAGCAGGAUUCAGCUGCAAAUUCUUGAGGCACAAUAUCUUCCAAGCUCAACACCUCUGACUCUAAGUUUUUUUGUGAAGGUGGGAAUGUUUAGCUCAGGAGAAUUGAUUUAUAAAAAGAAGACACGCUUAUUGAAGGCCUCCAAUGGAAGAGUAAAGUGGGGAGAGACUAUGAUUUUUCCACUUACACAGAAUGAAAGAGACAUUGUUUUUCUCUUUAAACUUUAUAGUCGAAGCUCUGUCAGAAGAAAACACUUUGUGGGCCAGGUUUGGAUAAGUGAAGACAGUAAUAGCAUUGAAGCAGUGAACCAAUGGAAAGAGACAAUUACAAAUCCAGAAAAGGUUGUUACCAAGUGGCACAAAUUAAAUCCAUCUUGACUUUACACAUUUGUUUGCUGAAGAAACAACUUGAUAUUCUAUUAGAAGACAUAUAAUUUCUAUUUUCAAAAAUAAUAAUGAAUUUUAUCAGCUAUCCAAAUUGAAGGGAAUCCUUUAAAACAGUGCCCAACUAUAAUAAAAUAAAAGCAUAGUAUUAAAAUCUAUGAGAAUAUCAACUGUAGAUAGAUACUUCUGAGUUAUAUUUUUGGAUGUUUUUUAAAGCUUUACCUAGAUAUCCAAAACCUAAUAUAUAAAGUUCCUAUUAGUACUCUUAGACAUUUAUAACACUUUCCCACUAUUUCAGUGCUAGGAAUUAUUGAUUAGAUCUUGGUCAUUUCAACCACAGUAUUUUCUAUCUUUAGGGAAAGUUUUUAUUCUGUGUUUAUAAUUUCUUACUAUGUGGCAUUAUAUGCUACUUUGUAAGGACUUAUCUCCAAGAAACAUCAGAAAUAGAAAACUAUACUUGGCAAGAAUAAAUGAAAACACCAGAAGGCUAAAGCUUAAUUUUAAGACACAGAAUUGUAUAUAUUUUGCUAUUUUUCCUUCCUCAGAUAUUUUACGCUUUAUUUUAUUUGAAGUUGAAAUAAAAGAUAUAUAUGUUCUGUUCUAAUUAGGAGAGUCAAAAGUUUAAAUAGCAGAUUUAGCAUUUAUGAUACUUUCUUGUUUUAGUUUUUAAAUAUAUUUAUUCUAGAAUCUAUAAUGUUAGAAUAUUUUUUAUAUUUUUUAAGGACCAUACUUGAUGAUGCUGUGUAACAAAUAAGAUUCUCUUGUUUGCAUUAGAACUCAGUAUAUUGAUAUAAGUUCAGCUUAGUUGACCAUAAGAACUGUGGCCAAAAAGAAUAUUUUUCUUGAGAAACAACAGUAUCCCUAAUCUUUGGAAAAUUUGAUUUUCUCUUUGCUGAUAAGUAGGCCACACACUGUGUUCUUGAUCUUCCAUUUUUUGUUUCUAAUUUGGUCCUCAAAUACCAAAAGAUGUGUGAUUUUAGGCCAGAAGUGUAUCUUGCUAUAAAAGAAGCAUUCUUUCUUUA
This is a messenger RNA of Cavia porcellus (domestic guinea pig), 8194 nucleotides long. It is a transcript of the gene Tc2n, whose product is annotated as tandem C2 domains, nuclear. Gene Ontology annotation, cellular component: nucleus. The transcript is spliced from 13 exons. The coding region runs from base 5703 to 7166 and encodes 487 amino acids. Lineage: Eukaryota; Metazoa; Chordata; Mammalia; Rodentia; Caviidae. The record is from RefSeq and is a predicted model, not a curated record.